Messenger RNA from Larimichthys crocea (large yellow croaker), 1697 nucleotides. It is a transcript of the gene myct1a, whose product is annotated as myc target 1a. Gene Ontology annotation, cellular component: nucleoplasm. Bases 338 to 940 code for a protein of 200 amino acids. The record is from RefSeq and is a predicted model, not a curated record. The transcript has 2 exons. Lineage: Eukaryota; Metazoa; Chordata; Actinopteri; Sciaenidae.
UGCUAAUUUCAAGCAGAAAAGCAGGAAAUGUGACAGUGUAUUUUUCCGCUUCCAUAAACAAGACGACUGCCAGAGUUAGCUGCCUGUGUGCCUCUGGGCUGAGUCUCCCUCUGAGGGAGAUAGUCACACUGACAGAGAGAGUGAGGAAGGCACAAGAGAGAGGGAGAAAGUGAGAGAACAGGAAAGAGGGGAAGCAGAAAGACAGGAAAACCCAUCAGAAGAAAAAGAGAGACGGGGAAAGAUUUGACAGAGGACGAGGAGAAGGGAGACGAAGAGAUCAAAAGACAGACUGAGCUGAAUAUCAGUCUGUCUUCUUCUCCUCUGACAGAACGAAGUCAUGGCUGAGAACAACACUAAUCUGUUUCUGGAAAUACUUCAGUCUUUUGAUGCUGUCCCUCUGAUAAUAGCUUUCUGUGUGUCCAUGGCGGUGGGCCUGGUCUUGGGGGCCCUGGUUUAUGUGAUUUUGACCUGGAUGUCCCGACGUAGAGCAGGCUCUGCCAGCAUCACCCGCCGCCCUCCUCGCCAUUCACGCAUGUCUUCCCGCAACCGCCCAGGCUUUAACCGCAACAGUAGCUAUGACAGGCGAAGCAACAACAGUUUGGUCAGUGCUGCUUUCAGCUUCCACCGCCACACUUCCCCCCCAGAUCAGCUCGACCCACUGGGACAUAAAUCCAGCUUCAGGGCCUCCACCUUCCACCCUCUCCUCCAGUGCAGCCAAAUCGCAAGAGAGGCAGAGGAGGGGAGUCAGACCACGCUGCCUCGCACACCGACUCUGACCACGUCGGCUGGAUCAGCUCAAACAGCAGCCCAGCCAGCUGCCAACUCACCCAGACCAGAGUCAUUUUGGGGGAACAAUGGUGUGAGGAGUUUCCAUGCUACACAGACCCCACCUCCAGCAUAUGAGAGUAUUAUUAGAGCUUAUCAGGAAACUUGCACCUGAGGAAUGAGAGAACCAGGCUGACUCAAACUACAUGAGCCCAGAGUUGUAAAUGGAUUUACAAAUGAUAUGGGACGAAAUCUGUAUUGACUUAUAUGACCAAGGGGGAGCUGAGUGGAGCAAACAAGGGCAUUGAGGUAAACUGUGUGCCCUGCUCUACACAAUAACACUCAAACAACAAUCAGUUUUGUAUGUCUUUAGGUUUGUUAAUAUAUCUCUGGUGUUGACAUAAGCAUACUUGCCUUUCGUCAUUAAAUACUGAUGUAAAAUAUUUUUUAAAACAGCCUCCUACUUCCUCUUAAAUACGAGCAUCUGUAUUUCAUGGUGAUUGGCAAUCAUGUAUGCUUGCACAGAAUCUUUGUUUAAUUUAGACAAGGCAAGAAUCUCCAAAGACUGGUGACCGGGCAUUUAUGCUGCAAAGCAAGACUUCUCCUUUGUCCCUGCUGAUCAUCUGAUUAUGCAAAAGAGAGAAUGAUUGUGUGUGUGUGUGUGUGUUAAUCUGUGAUGCAUACAUUGUAAAUGUUUCCUUGAUCUCAUGCAAAAACCUGCUGGAGACAGCUUUUGUUCUUUUAAUUGUUGAUUCAUGCCGUUGUUUUACAGAGCUGUGGUAUUGUGGAUUGUGUAUGGGGCAUUCAAAACUAUAUGUGUGAUUGCAUGUAGAGUAUGUGUGAGCGUGUGUGUGUGAGAGAGAGAGGCACAGAAAAAUGGGCAUUGUGUCAGAGGUUUUGUGUUUUAUAUUUGAAUGUUAUUUUGCUUAUAA